AAAAACAAAAAAGCCUAUGAUUAUUUAACAAACAGAGGAGUGAAUAAAUACAUCAAUACUGAUUAUAUUAAAGAGAUUCAAAAAUAUUUUUCAUAUUUAAUAGAAAAUAAAAUUAAAGAUAAAAAUGAUGACGGGUACGAAAUUCAGAAUCCUAUAACAAAAUUAAAUGAAAUGUAUUUUCCAUAUCGGAUUUGUAAAAUUUCACAUAGUAGAUAUAUUAACAAUCCUAUAAAAUUUCAAUUGAUGUCAAUAUCUUAUUUUUUCGGAAGUAGUGAAACAUCUUCUAAUGAUGUGAUUUGGAAAAAUGGUGGUGCAAAGGUAUUGUUAACAGUAGCUCAUGAUGGAGCAUUGCAAAACAAAGAGAUUGUUUUAGAUGUUAUUGAUAAUGUAAACAAAAAUUCAUAUUCAAAAUUAGAUUAUAUAAAUGAAACACAAAAUUAUUAUGAAUAUGUAUUACGCGUUUAUAAAGAAGGUUCGAAAUAUGAUUCUAUUGAACUUAUUAAACAAGAAUUAAAAUUAUUGAAAGAAGAAUUCGAUUCGUUCAAGAAAUCGAUCGAGGAGCAAAAAAAGAUCGAUACUUUG
Messenger RNA from Dentiscutata erythropus, 582 nucleotides. NCBI's taxonomy places the organism in Eukaryota, Fungi, Glomeromycota, Glomeromycetes, Diversisporales, Gigasporaceae. The record is from the annotation of a GenBank genome assembly.